Molecule: messenger RNA, 469 nt
Organism: Drosophila innubila
Lineage: Eukaryota; Metazoa; Arthropoda; Insecta; Diptera; Drosophilidae
Product: histone H3-like
Cellular component (GO): nucleosome
Molecular function (GO): protein heterodimerization activity; structural constituent of chromatin; DNA binding
Source: RefSeq, a predicted model, not a curated record
AUUGUGUUUUCAACAGUGACUGUGUAAAGUAAAAUUGUGAAGGAAAAAUGGCUCGUACUAAGCAGACAGCUCGUAAAUCGACCGGAGGCAAGGCGCCUCGCAAGCAGCUGGCUACCAAGGCGGCACGUAAGAGUGCUCCAGCCACCGGUGGUGUGAAGAAGCCUCAUCGUUCGCCCGGAACUGUGGCCCUUCGUGAAAUCCGUCGGUAUCAGAAGAGCACUGAGUUGCUCAUUCGCAACCCGUUCCAGCGUUUAGUACGUGAAAUUGCUCAGGACUUUAAGACCGAUCUACGUUUCCAAAGCUCUGCUGUAAUGGCUUUGCAGGAAGCUAGUGAAGCCUACCUGGUUGGCCUCUUCGAAGACACAAACUUGUGUGCUAUCCAUGCCAAGCGUGUCACUAUUAUGCCCAAGGACAUCCAAUUGGCCAGACGUAUUCGUGGCGAGCGCGCUUAAGUUGAGCUUUGCUUAAG